AUGGCAUGGAGCUUCUGCUGCAAGUCUGCCGCUCCCACUGCAGGUCGGCGCCGGACGAAGAUGAGACGGAGGAUUUCCCGGGCGUUGUCGCCGAUGCAUCAACUCAAGAGGAGAUCUUUCCCAAGGAGAAGCUCAAGGCCCUUUGGCAUGGCAGAGGAGGUGCGCAUUUGCCCCAUCAGCGGCUUGUCAACCCUGCAGGGCGCAUGCCCCUUCGCCAAGCCCAAAGCCAAGGCCAAAGACGGGGGCAAGAAGCAGAAGGCCAGUGUGAAGUUGGACUUUCAGUGGGAGCAGGACCAGAGCAGGGUGAGCGUCAGCGUUUGUGCACACCCCACCGAUGCCUUCGCUGCUUUGGAACUGUCAGACGCUGCUUCGCAGGAGGAGAUCAAGAGGCAGUACAAGCUGCUCUCGCUGCGGCAUCACCCUGACAAAAACCAAGACGACGUGGACGCAGCAACAGAUCGCUUUCAGAGGAUCAAAGACGCAUAUCAGGCAGUCAAAGACACUGACGGGGAGCUGGCGUUUCCCUGGGACCAGCAUCCCGACAAGCAGCUAGUGAUGAAGGGAGAGGAGGCGAUCGUGAUGUUUGCGGAGGUGGGCAUGGAAGCCUGCGAGGAACAUCAGUUUCAGGGGCUGCAAUUGCGGCACCUGGUCAAGACUUCAAUAGAGGUCAAGGUCUUGAGAUUUGACAAGGAGGGACAAGAUGGGCACAUCACCGAGUGCUGGUUGCAAGCUUUAUGUGCAGGCUCUCCUCACUUUGUGAACCACCUUGUCAAGGUCUAUCGACGCGAUGCAUGGGAGUAUGAAGAGGCCAAGUAG
This is a messenger RNA of Effrenium voratum, 816 nucleotides long. Lineage: Eukaryota; Dinophyceae; Suessiales; Symbiodiniaceae. The record is from the annotation of a GenBank genome assembly.